AUGCCCAUCGCCAUUGUCGGCAUGGGGUGCCGGUUUGCGGGCAACGUCACUGGACCCGAGAGGCUCUGGGAGCUGCUGAAGAGCGGCCAAAGCGGAUGGUCUGAAAUACCCGAAUCCAGAUUCGCAACAAGUGGAAUCUUGCACCCGCAGAAGGACAAGAUUGGUUCCGUGCGUUCAGUCCUGGCUUUCCUGAGAGACAUGCUCCCGCCCGUGACGAACGUCCGCGGAGGGUACUUCCUGGGGACAGACCCCGGGGCCUUUGAUGCCUCCUUCUUCAACCUCAGCACAGAGGUCGCCAGCACACUGGAUCCGCAAAUCAGGAUGACUCUCGAGGUCGUCUUUGAAGCCAUGGAGAGCGCGGGCAUCAAGCUACCAGAUAUCCAGGGGUCCGAUACGUCCGUCUUCGCGGGCUGCAUGGUUCGGGACUAUCACGACACCCUGGCCCGUGACCCCCAUACUCUGCCGAGAUACUUCAUGACCGGCAAUGCGGCGACCAUGGCCGCCAACCGCGUGUCCCAUUUCUACGAUCUCCGCGGCCCCAGCAUGACCAUUGACACAGGAUGCUCCACCACCCUGACGGCUCUGCAUCUCGCAUGUCGAAGUCUCCAGGCCGGGGAAUCCGGAUCAGCCAUCGUGACGGGCGCGAACCUGAUGCUGAACCCCGACGUCUUCGUAUCAAUGUCAACCAUAGGAUUCCUGUCUCCCGACGGCAUAUCCUACUCUUUUGACCACAGGGCCAACGGAUACGGCCGGGGCGAUGGCAUCGCUGCCGUCAUUCUCAAGAGGCUCGACCACGCAGUGGCCGCGGGCGAUCCCAUCCGCGCCAUCAUCCGCGGCUCGGCCCUCAACCAAGACGGCAAGACGCCGACAAUCACCACGCCCAGCCAGGAGGCCCAGGAGCGCCUCAUGGGCGCGUGCUACCGGAGCUGCGGGCUGGACCCCGGCGAGACGGGCUUUGUCGAGGCACAUGGCACGGGCACCCCGACCGGGGACCCGAUCGAGGUCACGGCCAUCGCCAACAUCAUCGCCUCCGCGAGUCCUCCAGGAUCGGACCCGCUCCUCCUCGGCUCCGUCAAGUCUGCCAUCGGCCACACCGAGGCCGCCAGCGGCCUCGCCAGUGUCAUCAAGGUCGUGUGCGCCCUGGAGGCUGGCCUCGUGCCCCCGAACGCCAACUUUGAGGAGCUCAACCCGAAGCUAAGGCUAGAGGAGUGGAACAUGCAGGUCCCGACGACGGUCCGGCCGUGGCCCAGGCGAGGGGCGACGCGGAGGGCAUCCAUCAACAACUUUGGAUUCGGGGGCGCCAACGCACACGUCAUCCUGGAGGAGUAUCGUCCCGAGUCCAUGGCCGGCCUGCUAGCCUCGUGCAGUGGCAUGGCUUCUAGUGUUGCCGUCAACGGCCACUCCAACGUCAACGGCUACCCACAAGUCAACGAGCACGACCCGACAGUCACAAACGGCAUGAAGGGCGAGAACGGUCUCCGCGGCGAAGAGAUGUCGUCUGCGCUACAACACACAAAAUCCAACGGUCAUCAUGUUGGCGCCAUGCCGGCGCCGGACUCGGCGGACGGCAGAGUGUUUGUAAUCUACGGCAAGGAUCAAGCCUCGUGUCAAAGCCGUGUGAGCGACCUCAGACUCUAUCUCUCGCUCCGAGACAACGAAGAGCAACCUCAAGUCCUCCAUGACUUGGCGUACACCCUGUCCGAACACCGCACAGUCAUGCCGUGGAUGGUAGCCUGUCGUUCCAGGGACGUGCCUGGCCUACAGGAAGCCCUGGAGAGCGGCAAGCCGGCAGCAGCCCGCGUUCCCAGCCAGCCGCCCCGAUUGGGGAUCGUCUUCAACGGACAGGGCGCCCAGUGGCAUGCCAUGGGGCGAGAGCUGAUCCACAGAUACGACGUCUUUCGGGCCAGCAUCGAGCAGAUGGGCGUGUAUAUCCGAGAGAUGGGGGCGACUUGGUCCUUGUUGGACGAGCUGCUCCGGGACGAGGACACCAGCAACGUCCAGAACUUCGAGUACAGUCUCCCGCUCUGCAGCUCCGUCCAGAUUGCACUUGUCGACCUGCUGCGAUCAUGGGGCAUCGAGCCGAGCGCCGUGACGGGCCACUCGAGCGGCGAAGUCGCGGCCGCCUACGCCGCCGGGGCCCUCGACGCUCGUUCGGCCAUUGCCAUUCCCUAUCUCCGCGGCGCGCUCUCUGCCGAAACCGACCAGAUCAUCGGCAAGGGGGGCAUGAUUGCCGUGGGAGCGGGCCGGCAGAAGGUCCAGGAGUACAUCGACCGCGUCCGGAGCGGCAGCAUCGUCGUCGCAUGCGUCAACAGCCAGAACAGCAUCACCGCCUCGGGCGACCUGUCGGCCGUCCGUGAGCUCGAGGACAUGCUCGUGUGCGACAAGGUGUUCUGCCGCCGCCUGCGCAUCAACGGGGCCUUUCACUCCCAUCACAUGGCGCCCAUCUCGGCCAAGUACAUGGAUCAGCUUCGCCCCGUGCUGAAGCCCAGGCGCGGUCCUCGAGACGUCGUCUUCUCGUCGUCGAUGACGGGAGGGCUGCUGCAGGACCUGGACGUGCUCUCCACGUCCGAGUACUGGAACAACAACAUGCUCCGCGCCGUCGAGUUCGAGGCGUCGUUCCGCGCAAUGUGCGUCGGGGCACGUACGGGGCAAGGCGGCGCGGAGGGGUCCCCGUCCCCUGCACAGCAGAUCGACGUCGUCGUCGAGCUGGGACCACACGGAGCACUGGGCGGGCCGAUUCAGGACAUGCUGUCGCUCCCGGCCUUUGAGGGCACGCAGAUCUCCUAUCUCACAGGUCUCGUCCGCAACAAGAGCGCCAUCGAGACGACACAUUCGCUGGUCUGCGAGCUUCUGCGCAAAGGAUGGCCCGUCAACCUGUCGGCCGUCAACUCUCCCGGCACCGAGCGUCGCGCCCGGGUUCUCAGCGACCUGCCUACAUACCCCUGGAACCACUCGGCGAGGUUCUGGAUGGAGCCGAGGGCCAACAAGGCCUGGCGAAGACAGGUAGAGCCGUCCCACGACAUCCUCGGCCGGUAUCAGAGCACCUCGGACCCGUUCGUGCCCACGUGGAGGAACGUCUUGCGUCUCUCCGAGAUGCCGUGGCUGGGGGAUCACGUCGUGGGGUCAAAGGUCGUGUUCCCGGCGGCCGGCUACAUCUCCAUGGUCUCGGAGGCGGCGUAUCGGCUCGCAGGAAGAUACCUCCCGGACGAGAGAGUACAAGAGCUCCGCCUGCGCAACGUCGAGUUCCUGAGCGCUCUCCACGUCCCAGAGGCAGAGGGACAGGAGGUCCAGCUCACGGUCAUGCGACGGAGCGAAGGCCUCUCGUCCUGGGCAGGCUGGCUCGACUUCCGCGUCUCGUCCGUGUCCGCCAACAAUGACUGGUUGCUUCACUGCCAGGGGUCAUUCAAGCUGGACACGGUCUCGACCGCGGCCGAGGCCGACCAUCAUCACGCCGCGGACCCCAAGAUGCCUCUGAAGCCCCUGACGGUAACCCGCCGAGUGGAUCCAGCGGACCUGUGGACGGCCCUGGCCAACGUCGGUAUCCGUCACGGGCCGGCCUUCCGGAAGAUCAGCACCGUCGAGUCGACCCGCGAGAACAGCGUGGUCACUUUCCAAUCCACGGAUCCGUCGUCACCCCACCAGGGGGGCGACCUGCUCCACCCUGCCACGUUGGAUUCGGUCUUCCAGGCAGCCUACACCGUCUUGCAGGGGUUGGGGUCGGCCCUCGAGUCUGCAUUCAUCCCACGAGCGAUCAAGAGCAUGUCACUGCGACGCCAGGGCACCCUCGGUCCGGUAUUCGAAGCUCACCUCCGCCCUGGUCGCGUCGGCGUGCAGUCUUUCGACACGGGCGUGACCGUUUUCGCAGCAAGCCCCGCCGGCGAACGCAACGUGAACGCUGUGCUGCACAUGGACGGCUUGUUGUAUCAGAGUCUAGAUCUAGAUGGUGCCUCUGCCCCCCGGUCAGACCGAGGCAGCCUAUGCAGCACCGUCACAUGGGCACCGGACCUGUCCUUCGCGAGCUCUAUGCGAGCCGCCGUCGUGUCCAUGAAGCAUACCAUCACUUCCUCGGAGAAGGAGGCCAUGGUUGAUCUCCAACGUGCGGUCCUCCACUACGUGCACGACGCCGUCCGGGCCUUAACGGAUCAAGACGUCGACAGGCUCGCGCGGCACCACAAGAAGCACCAUCGCUGGAUGCUGCAGCUGCUUCAGCGCGCAGCGCAGAACGAGCUGGGCCCGGAGAGCUCCAAGUGGCUCCAGGUUUCCGCAGACGACAAGGCCGCCCUCCUCGACCGCGUGGCGGCAGCAAACGUCAACGGCGAGAUGAUCAGCCGUCUCGGCCCCCGUGCAGUGGCUCUGAUGAAGGGCGAGGUCGCGCCGCUGGAGCUCAUGGUCGAAGGGGAGCUCCUGUACCGCUACUACGUCGGCGCCCUGAAAUGGGACCGGUCGACCGGCCAAGUCGCGCGGCUCGUCAGGCUCCUCGCGCACAAGAAUCCUCGAGCGACCAUACUGGAGAUCGGGGGCGGCACGGGCGGCGGAACACAAGCUAUCCUCGACGCACUGGGACGGGGGAGCGGCGGGGAUGAUGGCCAAGGCGCCUUGUUCGAGCGUUACGACUUCACGGACAUCUCCCAGGGCUUCUUCGAGGCUGCGCAGAAGCGGUUCGAACCGUGGCGGGAUCUGAUGACGUUCAGAAAGCUAGACAUCGAGGCCGACGCGGUCGCCCAGGGGUUCGAAGCCGGGUCCUACGACAUUGUCGUCGCAUGCCAAUGCCUCCACGCCACCAAGGCCAUGGACCGGACGAUGAGCAACGUCCGCCGCCUCCUGAAGCCCGGGGGAAAGCUGGUGCUCAUCGAGACAACACGAGAUGCCCUCGACGUCUUCAUGGCCUUUGGAUUCCUGCCCGGAUGGUGGCUCAGCGAAGAGCCGGAGCGCGUAAACUCGCCCUCGCUCACCGUGCCGUUCUGGGACCAGGUGCUCCGACGGAACGGCUUCUCGGGGCUGGACAUGGAGCUCCGAGACUGCGAGGACCCGGACUUCUUCAGCUUUAGCGCCAUGGUCUCGACGGCCCAGGGAGACGCGUACGCGCCUGCGUACCCGCAGCAAGUGGUGCUCGUCUGCACAGCUCAGCGCUUCCCCGCGCCAUGGCUGCAGGCCCUCCAGUCGCGGCUGGCUACCGUCUUAGGGUAUGAGCCGCCCAUUAAGGCGCUCGAGCUUGGUUCGACGACGACGACGACAUUCCAUGGCGAGACGUGCAUAUACCUGGAGGAGCUGCUGCAACCCGACCUGCUCGACCUCGACGAAGACGGCUUCCACGGCUUGAAGACAAUGGUCACCCAUUGCGACGGCCUCCUGUGGCUGACGCGAGGGGCCGCGAUGGAGUCAUCGGUGCCAGAGGCAAGCCUGAGCCACGGACUGUUACGGACGGUGAGACACGAGGCGCCCAGCAAAAGAUACAUCGCCCUGGACGUGUCGGCCGAGCGGGCUCCGUGCAGCGAGGAGACGAUGGCGGCCAUCUGCGAGGUCUUUGCCGCCACAUUUGAUGCCGCGGCGACGACGACGACGACGACGACGACGACGACGACGCCGGCCCGUCGCGACUGGGAGUUCUGCGAACGCGACGGGAUCAUCCACGUGCCGCGCCUAUUUUCGAUGCCCCCCCUGGGUCUCGGUCCGGAGGAUGACGCGGCGGAGUCCGAGUUGAAGCCUUUUCUACUGGGCGAGAAGCGUAUCGAGGCCGAAGUCGCCAGAGGAAGAGGAGAGGGCCAGCCGUCAAUCUUGUUCACAGAGGAGGCUUCCGAAUCCGAUGCCGCCAGAGGCGACAUGUCAGACGACCACGUCGAGAUACGUCCGAGGGCCUUUGGCCUCGAGUCUCGCGGGCCGUACCCUCGGCCUCCAAGAGGCGGCAGCCGGCCCGUUGCUCUCGCGUCCGACGAGGAGCACGUGAGCGGAUGCGCCGGUAUCAUCAUCCGGGCGGGCAAGCUAGCCGCCGACCACGGACUCGGCAUCGGGGAUCGGGUGUGUUUCUUGAUCGCGGGCAGCCGGUGGGCAUCAAGCAUGCGGGUGCACUGCGCGCACGUGGCCAGGAUCCCGGAGCACGUCGCCUUUUCGGCCGCAGCACGCCUGGCUCCCGGCUACGUGACGGUUCACCUCGCGCUGCAAGACGUCGCAAGGACAAGCAGUGGGGAGAGGGUCCUGGUCCACGGGUCGAUGGCCGUGAUGGGCCGGGCCGCGAUCGAGUACGGCCGUGUCCGGGGCCUGGUGGUGUACCUGGCUGCGGAGGACGAGGCCGAGAAGAAGAAGCUCGAGGACGAGCUCGGUCUGGCCGGCGGAGCCAGAAGAAGCUCGGGAACGGUGCUGAACCGCAGCGAGGGGUUCAUCGUCCAACAGAUCUGGGCUGCCACGGGUCAGGAGGGCGUCGACGUCAUCGUCAGCCCUUCCCGGUCCUUCGUAGAGCAGAGUUCCGAGUGCCUGCGGGACUUUGGGCGCGUCAUCGAGCUCGAUGGUCGUGUGGAUGCGGACACGAACACGAACAUGGUCCAUGUCGGGUGUCCAGCCGCGACGGCGACGGCGGUCAACGGCGCAUUCUACAGGAUGCGGCUCGGCUCGUGGCUGGUCCGCAGGCCGUGGAUCGUGUCCCAGGCCAUGCAGGCCAGCAUGCUCCUCCUCCUCCUCGGCAGCCGCCCAUGUGUCGAGGAGAUUUCCAUUAGCCAGUCUGCUCGCGUCCUCGACGACAAGAUGAAUCCGCCGGAACAUGGACGGGAACAGGCUCUUUUGGCCCUGACCGUCGGGGACGCAGAUGUCGUGCCUACGCCGCAGGUCGCACGCCGCCCUCGACACGCCGCCCUCAAGGCCGACGCCUCUUACUUGCUUGUGGGCGGGGCCGGCGGUGUUGGGAGGUCGCUCUGCGAAUGGGCCAUUGCGCGUGGUGCGAGACAUGUCGUGGUGGUGAGCCGCAGCGCACGCAGCGACGACGAGUUCCUCGCGGAGCUGACCGGAAGCUGCAACGUCCGCGUGGUCAAGUGCGACGUCUCGGACCAGGACCAGCUGGCCGCCGCCCGCGCGGCCUCCGCAGACAUGCCCCCGAUCCGUGGCAUCUUCCAGGCCGCCAUGGUCCUCAAGGAUGCUGUGUUUGAACAACUGUCGCUCGACGACUUCCACGCGGUCCUGCGGCCCAAGGUCCAGGGGAGUCGUGCUCUUCUGAGGCAGUUUCCGGACCUCGACUUCUUCAUCCUCUUCUCCUCCGUCCUCGGCAUCACCGGCGCACCGGGCCAGGCAAACUACACGGCCGCGGGCGCCUACCAGGACGCCCUCGCAAGCCACGCGCGGUCCCGCGGCGUUGCCGUCACGACCAUCGACCUCAGCAUGCUGCAGUCGGUCGGCCAUGUGGCCGGGCGCCGCAGCAUCUCGAGCCGCCUCGCGCGCAACGGCAUCGUCAUGCUCCAGGAGGCCGAGAUGCACAGCAUCCUCGACCAUACUCUCGCCGCCGGCGGACGGGGCACCGACACUCCGCAGGUGGUCACGGGCAUCGGGCACAGCAGCAGCCGCGCCGCGUUCGACAAGGGAUGGGUCACGGACGCACGCUUCACCGCGCUGCAAAAGCGCGAGUCCCUCGCCUCCAGGCACAGCCACGAGAGAGCAGCCGCCGCCGCCGCCGCCGCCGCCUCCCCGGAGCAGUCUUCGUCGCUCAGGGAGGCGCUCCCCCGCGACCUCGGGCCGCAGGAGCUGGCCCGUCGCAUCCUGGAGGCGCUCGCCAAGGAGUUGCGGCGCAUGUUCAGCUCGGCCGACGUUGACGUGUCGAGAGACCUGACGGCUCAUGGCGUGGACUCGCUGGUGGCCGUGGAGAUCCGGAACUGGCUUGCGGCACAGACGGGCAUCGGCCUGUCAGUUCUGGACCUCAUCCAGGCGCCCUCGCUGACGGACCUCGCCAACUGUGUCGCCGAGAGGAUCGGGGGCGAGCAGGAGCCUGUGGUGUGA
Molecule: messenger RNA, 7974 nt
Organism: Colletotrichum higginsianum IMI 349063
Lineage: Eukaryota; Fungi; Ascomycota; Sordariomycetes; Glomerellales; Glomerellaceae
Product: Polyketide synthase
Exons: 9
Coding region: 1-7974 (2657 amino acids)
Biological process (GO): secondary metabolite biosynthetic process; fatty acid biosynthetic process
Molecular function (GO): 3-oxoacyl-[acyl-carrier-protein] synthase activity; oxidoreductase activity; fatty acid synthase activity
Source: RefSeq, a predicted model, not a curated record